CUAUAAAAAGGGAAAUUUGUCCACAGGACACUGCGAAAAUAUGAUUUUGUGUAGAACAUACUGUCAAAGUCGAUUUUGUUUCUCGCACACCGCCAAAGCACCAUUUGGUCUACCGCGCACAUUGUAUCCCAUAAACUAUUCAUUAUCAACUGUGAGGUUAGAUAAUAGGACUGUUUUGCCCUUUGCUGUUGUCGUCGUCUUCCUCACCUCUCUUCUUCUCUCUUCGCCUUUCCGGCUUGAGCAGUGCUGCCGUUGCGACGACCACCGCCGUCAGGAGGACGAUGGCUCGUCGUCGAACGGCGCUAGCCCGCUGCUCCUGACUCUCGGGCCUCUCGGCCCGGCCACCGACGACCGCCGCUGCUCCUGUGUCAUCGCGCCGGCACCGGCCACGAUGUCCGUCCUGCGCGGCUCCCAGUACUUGAAGCCGGCGCAGGAGCUGCUGGGUGAGGUGGUGCGCAUGGCCGACCUGGCGGCUGGCGCGGGCGAUGAGGAGGCGGCCGCAGACAAGCAGAAGCGGCUUGAUGCCGGCGGUCACCACCGGGCGGCGCGUCGCGCGGCCAUGAACGACGGCGACGGCAUCCAGGCCAAGCUCCUCGGCCUGCUCAGCGAGCUGGAGAGCCGGCAGGAGCGCUACUUCGGCGAGCUAGGGCACGUGGCGGCGUCGUUCGAGCCGGCGCUAGGGGACGGCGCGGCGUCCGCCUACACGUCCCUGAUGGCGCAGGCCAUGGCGCCGACCGCCGCCGCUCCCCGCGCGGGGCUGCACAUCGGCGCCGGAGAUCCCGACCAUGCCGUCCAACCCUGAAGUCCCGUCGCCGCAGCCGCCGGAAGUGGAGCCGCUGAGGCCGCCGCCGGAGGUGGAGCCGCGCGCACCCCGGAUCUGCUCCCACGCACCGACCGCCGGCGCUCCCGCACGCUGACCGCCGGCGCUCCCCUGUGCCGGCCGCGCGAGCCGACCACAUCUGCUCCCCUGAGCUCCGCGGCGAGGAGGUGGACCCGGCCAUCCGCUGCGAGCUCGUGGACGACGAGACCACGCCGGAGAACCCCGUGCCCCGUGCGCUCCGAGGUGGCGGCGACGGCCGUCCCAGCCCCAGCCCCAGGUCUUAGCUCCUCCACCGUGAAUGGAUAAGAAUCGAAAGGAUAGGGUCCCGGUGGAGGAAAUACAGGGGUAUUUUAGUCUUUUCGGGUCAUAUUUUUUCACCACUCAGAUUGAAAAUGAGUUGUUUAAUGGAGUCAAUGUGCCACACACAAAAUUUUCCACUCAAGGUGUGUUGUAGACUAAUUCAGGGAGUGGAAUGUGCAACGCACAAAAUCACGAUUUGAGAGUGUUCUGUAGACAAAUUUCGCCUAUAAAAAAAGGAUGAUGACGUUCGCCAAAGACA
Panicum virgatum (switchgrass) is the source of this 1379-nucleotide messenger RNA. RefSeq lists its product as uncharacterized. The transcript is spliced from 2 exons. The record is from RefSeq and is a predicted model, not a curated record. NCBI's taxonomy places the organism in Eukaryota, Viridiplantae, Streptophyta, Magnoliopsida, Poales, Poaceae. Bases 41 to 802 code for a protein of 253 amino acids.